AUGACAUUUUUCAAAGGAUUGUUGUACUGUAUAUUAUGGUACUCGAGUAUUUUGGCAGGUUAUACAACGCUUUUUUGUCCUUUGUUCCCGUUAUUAUUCAUUUCUAAUCGACUUUAUCGUUACAUUACCGAUAUUAUUUUCACCUUCUGGCAGUAUUAUCCCACGGCUUUGUUAGAGUUAUUCUGCGGAUGUAAUAUUCAAGUCACAGGCGAUGCUAUAAGAACGGACGAAAUUUCUAUCCUGUUGAUGAACCACAGGACAAGAACAGAUUGGAAUUUUUUUUGGCCUACCUUAUACCACUGCGUAGAAGGUAAACGAAAAUUGGCCCAUUCUACAAAAUUUCUUCUAAAAAAUGAGAUAAGACAUAUACCAGGACCAGGCUGGGUAAUGCAGCUUGCAUGUUUUGUUUACAUUAACAGAUCUUGGAAAGAUGACAAGAAAAUUUUUAACCAGUACAUAGAAUAUAUUACCGAUAUCAAAUACAAACAUAGCCUAUUACUCUUUCCGGAAGGAACUGAUUUUACUGAAGAAACCAAAAAAAGUAGCGACAAUUAUGCUCUUAAAAACAAUUUGCCGCUUUACGAAACUGUUUUGCAUCCUAAAACAACAGGAUUUGUGUAUUUGACGCAGCAAUUAUUACAAAAACAUAGUCUGGAUGCUGUAUACGAUAUUAUUUUUUAGUACCUACCAAGAUUGUGAUCCCCCAUAAUGAAUAAUGGGAUAUUAGACGGAAAAAAUCUUCAUAGAGUUGUUAAAGUUAUCUGGUGAGAUAUCCAAAGUCAGUAUUGCCCACAUCGGAGGACGGGUUAAAACAAUUUCUAGAAAAACGCUGGAGAGAUAAAGAAACGAUUAUAAAAGAAUUCAAUGCUACAGGCAAAUUUCUCCACGGUCCAAUCCUCAGAUGCAACAAAAGAUGGGAACUGUAUGUAGCUUUCCUUUUUUGGACAACUCUUCCAUACGUUAGCGCGUAUCUUUUUAUAACUGAGAUCAAAUAUAUGAUAAUGGUUGUGUUAAACACAUGUUUUAUGCUAUGUACUAAUUUUUGCUUGAAAGAAUUUUUGAACUUUGAGGUGUUUUUACAUUUAUGGAGAAAGGAUAAAAAUGUUCGCUUAGGGUCAUCGUCUUAG
Diabrotica balteata is the source of this 1127-nucleotide messenger RNA. The record is from the annotation of a GenBank genome assembly. NCBI's taxonomy places the organism in Eukaryota, Metazoa, Arthropoda, Insecta, Coleoptera, Chrysomelidae.